Messenger RNA from Salpingoeca rosetta, 1068 nucleotides. RefSeq lists its product as uncharacterized. The record is from RefSeq and is a predicted model, not a curated record. The coding region runs from base 194 to 571 and encodes 125 amino acids. NCBI's taxonomy places the organism in Eukaryota, Choanoflagellata, Craspedida, Salpingoecidae. The transcript has a single exon.
CUGUCCGUUGGUUCGGAACGCUGAUGCGCGCAACACACCAUAAGGCAAGCAAGCAACAAGGCACCUUCUCGCGUCGCCCCAGCGCCUCCCAUGACUCGCUCCGCUCGACCCCACAACCACGCGCCUGCUUCCCCCCAAGGCCUUCAAUCUAUCUCCAACAAAUGCAUGACAUGCAUAAGGUGGCACGGUGUGGAUGCACAAGGUCGGAAUCUCCCGACUCCCCGCACCGCAGAGUGGCACGAAGAACAGGGUGCCUCUGUUCCACACAACAGCCACCCUCGACCGCCCGUGGCUCUUCCCCACCUUCGCUGCUGAUCCGGCUAUGACAACGCAUCUGACCCAGCAUGCACAGACCACCCUUGUUCAUCUACAAGACGGGACGGGGCGCGGAAUAGAGCGGAUGGCAGUUUGUGCGGGCAAGUGGAGCCCUUCCACCUGUAGACCUGUACUCCAACCACCAAACCAGCCAUCGUCAGAUCGUCCGCUGAUCGAACAGCAACAACAGCAAUGCACAUCAACGCCAAGGUUCAUUCUUCGCCGCUCCGCAGCUCCCCUUCGUUCCCGUGCGUAGCUGAUAACCACCAUCCAACCACCCAUCCACUCCGCUCGAGGACAAGCCCACCCACCAGCCAAGCGUCGGCGCUGCAGCUCGCUUCAUCCUCCUCCCGACUAAUCUAUCAACGCCCUAGGUCGCCGAGCAGCACGCCUGCAGCUGCAAACUGGGUCGAGGCACAGGGAAAGGCAAUUCCCUGUAUUUGCCGUUGACACCUGCACAUGACUUGAAGCAGCACGCACAAGCGCUGUCUCCGCCACGCCCUGCGUGUUGAAACGGGUAGACGGUUCAUCCUGAACCAUGAACAAGCCACCAACAACAACCACAACAACUACUACAACACCAACAGCAACACCAACAACAACAAAUACAACAACACCACCACCACCACCAACUACAGCAGCAACAGCAACAGCAGCAUCGUUGUCAUCGUCCUCUGCUGCACCUUGGAGGAGGCAAUCGAGUGAAAACAAGCAUGAAACCGCCGUCCCAAGCGCGGUUGGUGCGCUUGCCCG